AUGCAAUCUUCAGCGACUUUUGUGGGUUCUAUCGAUCAAGGCACAACCAGCACCAGGUUCUUGAUUUUCGAUCGAGAAGGCGAACCCAUCGCAUCACAACAAGUCGAAUUCAGUCAAAUAUAUCCCAAUCCAGGGCGGGGACUGACCACAAGUUUUCUCCAAGAUAGGUGGCAUGAACAUGAUCCACUUGAACUGAUCUCCUCCGUGGAGGAGUGCAUUGAAAAAACAGUCCAAAAGUUCGAAAACGACGGCUACGCCCGCACAGGUAUACAAGCGAUCGGAAUAACGAACCAACGAGAAACUACUAUCGUCUGGGACCACGAGACGGGGGAGCCCCUCUAUAAUGCAAUAGUCUGGACCGAUACACGUUCCCAGUCGAUCGUGAACGGGUUAAAACAGAAGCCGGGAGCUUCUAACAUCCGAUCAAUAUGCGGCCUGCCGUUAUCGACAUACUCGUCUGCGACAAAACUUCUGUGGAUGAUCGCGCACGUUCCAAAAGUGCGAGAUGCGUACGAUCGGGGUACCCUUGCUUUUGGAACGGUAGACUCAUGGCUCGUAUAUCGUUUGAACGGCGGUGUACACGCCAACGUCUUUGUCUCAGAUUCGACAAACGCAUCACGGACCAUGUUUGUAAACUUGGAAUCCUUGCAGUAUGACGAGACGCUACUGGACUUUUUCGGAAUAAAAGGAAAAGUUCAUCUUCCCACUAUUGUUCCCUCCUCUGACACACAUGCGUAUGGUGCGAUUGCCUCUGGUGCCCUUGCUGGUGUUCCUAUCAUGGGUUGUUUGGGUGAUCAGUCAUCUGCACUCGUUGGGCAGAAAGGAUUUUCACCCGGCAUGGCUAAAAACACAUAUGGGACAGGAUGCUUCUUAUUGUACAAUGUUGGCGACAAGCCCGUCAUUUCAAAGCAUGGUCUUCUAGCAACAGUUGCCUACAACUUUGGUAGUAAGGCCGUGUAUGCACUUGAAGGAAGCGUUGCCGUGGCGGGGGCUGGAAUAAAGUUCCUUCAAAACAAUUUGAAUUUCUCCCAAAGUCCCGAGAAAAUCAAUGAACUUGCUCUUUCGGUGGAUGAUAACGGGGGAUGCGUCUUUGUCACGGCUUUCAGUGGACUCUUUGCGCCCUACUGGAUUGAUGAUGCGAAGGGAACUAUUUUUGGUAUCACUCAGUAUACUCAAAAAGGCCACAUCGCCCGCGCAACUCUGGAGGCAACUUGCUUUCAAACCAAAGCAAUUCUCGAGGCAAUGGCAAAGGACAGUGGGAAAGCUCUUUCCGAGCUUGCUGUUGAUGGGGGCAUGAGCAAUUCCGAUUUAGCCAUGCAGAUCCAAUCGGACUUGAUAUCUAUACCCGUCUACCGUCCCAAAAUGCGCGAAACCACUGCUUUGGGGGCAGCUAUCGCUGCAGGCCUUGCGGUGGGUAUCUGGCGAAACUUUGCAGAGCUGCGAGAUAUAAAUCGAAGUGGUGGAGCAGUCUUCGAUCCUCAAAUUACACGUGAGGAUAGCGCAAACAAAUUUGAAGAAUGGGAGAAGGCAGUACGAAUGAGCAAGGGGUGGAUUAGUACUAAUCAGGACAAGUCGAAAGAAACAAUCAUCCCCGGCAAAGCUGAUGGAAAAGAGACUAACGAAGCACCGAAUGUCAGGUUGGAGAGUUUUCCUCCUAACAAGACCGUUAACAUACAGCCAUUCUCGAAAUCGGCUUGA
Molecule: messenger RNA, 1698 nt
Organism: Penicillium angulare
Lineage: Eukaryota; Fungi; Ascomycota; Eurotiomycetes; Eurotiales; Aspergillaceae
Product: glycerol kinase
Exons: 4
Coding region: 1-1698 (565 amino acids)
Biological process (GO): glycerol metabolic process; glycerol-3-phosphate biosynthetic process; triglyceride metabolic process
Cellular component (GO): mitochondrion
Molecular function (GO): glycerol kinase activity
Source: RefSeq, a predicted model, not a curated record